Molecule: messenger RNA, 1365 nt
Organism: Eurytemora carolleeae
Lineage: Eukaryota; Metazoa; Arthropoda; Copepoda; Calanoida; Temoridae
Gene: nclb
Product: periodic tryptophan protein 1 homolog
Biological process (GO): rRNA processing
Cellular component (GO): nucleus
Molecular function (GO): protein binding
Source: RefSeq, a predicted model, not a curated record
AUUAACGAUAAACAUGGCAAAAUAAUAAUAUAUUUUCAGGGAGAAAUUGCUGACAUCGACGAGGACUCCUCAGAUGAGAAAGAGAAUAUUGCAGACGGUGAGGAUUCUCCCACGGUUAAGACCGAAGGAAAGAAGGAUAAGACGGAUCAGGAUAUCGAGGAUGAGUAUGGACUGAAUGAGUAUGACGAUGAGGAGGAUGGGAUUGACUCUAAGAAACUGUUUGGACUGGGAGAUCUGACGGUAUUUGCAGAUCCUGGAGAGGAUCCUUACCUUGACCAGGAGCAACCAGAUGAGGACGAGGAGGAUGUGGAGGAUUUUAAAAUCAGAGGAACAGAUAACCUCAUCUUGGCCGGACAUGUUGAGGGAGACUCCGCUACCCUAGAGGUCUAUGUAUACAAUGAUGUCGAGGAUGCUCUGUAUGUUCAUCAUGAUCUUCUCCUUCCUUCACUACCCUUGGCUUUAGAAUGGUUAUCCUUUGAUCCUGAAUCUGACACUAAAGGAAGCUUGGUUGCGGUUGGAUCUAUGCAGCCUGAGAUCCAGGUCUGGGAUCUAGAUAUAGUAGAUUGUCUUGAACCCGCCUUCACCCUGGGUAGGAAGGCAAAGAAGAAGAAGAAUAUCCCCGGGGUUGGGCACACUGAUGCAGUUCUUGCUCUAGCCUGGAAUCAGGGAGCUGAGCAUAUACUUGCCAGUGGUUCCGUUGAUCAAACAGUUCUACUCUGGGAUCUUGGACAAAAAUCAGUUGCUUCUACUCUCAAAUAUCACAAAGAGAAGGUUCAGAGUUUAGCUUGGCAUCCGUUUGAUCCUCAGACGUUAGCUACCGGGUGCUGUGAUAAAAAGGUUCGAGUGGCGGACUGUAGAACUCAAGAUAGUUACAAGAAGUGGAAAGUAACGGGAGAAGUGGAGCGAGUAAUCUGGGAUCAUUUUAAUCCGUUCCAGUGUAUAGCGUGUACAGAUGCCGGUACUAUACAUUGUAUAGAUGUCAGAACUGAAACUGCCACUUGGACUCUUUCUGCACACACUGAGGAUGUUACUGGUAUAUCUCUUUCAACCCAAUGUCCUGGUUGCUUGGUUUCCGUCUCAGCGGAUAAAAGUAUGAAAGUCUGGGAUAUUCGGGGAAAUAAACCAGAAUUUAUUAUGGAACGACAGAUGAAUCUUGGUCUCAUUCAGGAAAUGGAAACUGAGAGUGCAGCAGAUGUUUUACAAACUUUAUCCCUUGAACCCGCGGUAGAAACAAGUCUAAAACCCUCCGGUGGAGCUGCUAGCAAAUUUAAGAAGAAAGACAAGAAGAAAAAGAAAAAGAAUUUUUAAACCUUUUUUUGCACUAUUUUUUUACCACAAAUUUAUUUUUGAAUUAUUUCAGAUGAG